UGGGGCGGGGCUAAGCCGGGCAAAGUCCGGAAGCAAAUAAAGACAUAAUACGGCGCUGAGGGAGAUCAAUAGUCGUCUUGUUGCAAGUCAUUUCAUCAGCCGACAUGGCGGACAGCAGAGACCAAGCUAGCGACCAGAUGAAGACGUGGAAGGAGAAGAAAGGCUCUCAGAGGCCAGACCAGCUGACCACAGGAGCCGGCCAUCCUAUCGGGGACAAGCUAAACCUGCAGACGGCCGGACCCAGGGGCCCCCUGUUGGUUCAGGAUGUGGUCUUCACCGAUGAGAUGGCUCACUUUGACCGGGAACGCAUCCCAGAGCGAGUGGUGCACGCCAAAGGGGCAGGAGCGUUUGGCUACUUUGAGGUGACGCACGACAUCACGCGCUACUGCAAGGCCAAAGUCUUUGAGCACGUGGGCAAAGUGACGCCCAUUGCCGUCCGCUUCUCCACUGUGGCGGGAGAGUCUGGCUCGGCGGACACGGUGCGGGAUCCCCGUGGCUUUGCCGUCAAGUUUUACACGGAGGAGGGCAACUGGGACCUGACGGGCAACAACACACCCGUAUUUUUCAUCAGGGAUGCCAUGCUGUUCCCAUCCUUCAUCCACACGCAGAAGCGCAAUCCUCAGACCCACAUGAGGGACCCGGACAUGGUGUGGGACUUCUUGAGUCUGAGACCCGAGAGUCUCCAUCAGGUCUCCUUCCUCUUCAGCGAUCGUGGUUUGCCGGACGGCUACCGCCACAUGAACGGCUACGGCUCACACACCUUCAAGCUGCUCAAUGCUGACGGGGAGCGAAUCUACUGCAAGUUCCACUACAAGACUGACCAGGGAAUCAAGAAUCUGGCUGUGGACGAGGCAGACCGUCUGGCUUCCACCAACCCCGACUACGCCAUCGCAGACCUGUUCAACGCCAUCGCCGAUGGAAACUACCCAUCCUGGACCUUCUACAUCCAGGUCAUGACCUUUGAGCAGGCGGAGAAGUUCCGCUUCAACCCAUUUGACCUGACCAAGGUGUGGCCACAUAAAGAGUAUCCGUUGAUCCCGGUGGGUAAAAUGGUUCUGAACAGGAACCCGGUCAACUACUUUGCAGAGGUGGAGCAGCUGGCCUUUGACCCCAGCAACAUGCCGUCAGGCAUCGAGGCCAGCCCUGAUAAGAUGCUGCAGGGUCGCCUCUUCGCCUAUCCAGACACACAUCGGCACCGGCUGGGGGCCAACUACCUGCAGAUCCCCGUCAACUGCCCCUUCAGGGCCCGGGUGGCCAACUACCAGCGGGACGGGCCCAUGUGCAUGAUGGACAACCAAGGUGGCGCUCCAAAUUACUAUCCCAACAGCUUCAGCGCACCAGACACUCAGCCUGGAUUUGUGGAGUCCAGGUUCAAGGUGUCUCCAGAUGUGGCGCGUUACAACAGCGAGGACGAAGAUAACGAGACCCAGGUCCGCACCUUCUACACCCAGGUGCUGAAGGAGGAGGAAAGGCAGAGACUCUGUCAGAACAUGGCGGGGGCUCUGAAGGGGGCACAGCUCUUCAUCCAGAAGCGAAUGGUGGAGACCCUGAAGGCUGUGCAUGCUGACUAUGCUAACCGGGUCCAGAACCUUCUCAACCAGUACAAUGCAGACACCCACAAGAAGAAUGUUCACGUGUAUCGCCGCCCGGGAGCGUCCACCAUCGCCGCCUCAUCCAAGAUGUGAACGCUACCACCAGGAUGUCCUUGAAUGGCCUUGAUCAAAAUACAUCUCAAAGAACACGCACGCUGACCUGGCCCUCCGCAUCUCCCAUGUAUGAUUAAUACUGCAAAGCAUACCGUCCAUCUUUCUUCAUGCACCAAGCAAAGGAAUCCAUCCAUCCUUUCUCAUCAAUAAUAACUACUGAGAAAUAAUCCUGAAGAUUGAUCAAUCAUGAUGAAUAGUCCUGACUGCUGAUGAAUAGUCAUGGUCCACUUUGCCUUGGAUCCGUGUCUUUCUGCUGGUGCCAAACGGAGGACAAAAGGCAUAUGAGAUAUACUGUAUUAGUGCAAAGAUCGUGCUUGCUUGAAGCAUAGCAUGAAGGCGUACAGAGGGUUAGGGUGAGGGGGUUAACCCUAGCAGUACCCUAAACCCCAUAAUACCCUAAAUCCAGUAGUUCCCUACUUGGACCUAGUUGUACCCUAACCCCAGUAAUACCCUAACCCUAAUAAUACCCAGUAAUACCCUAAACCUCGUAAUACCCUAACCCCAGCAAUACCCUAACCCCAGUAAUACACACACACACGUCCUUCACCAGCGAAGUGAAUAUAUAGUUAUUUUUGUAAUAUGACAUGUUUUUACAUCAAGUAAGUGCUAAUAAUAAUUCGGAAUGAAGUAAUAUUGUGAAUUUACUCCAAGGAUGACUUUAUUUUCCUUUCCUGCUUUCCUUUUGGUGUGUAUUGUUAUGAAUCUAUCAAGUCAUGUAGUACUUUAUGAAUGGGAAGCAAACCUCAGUGCCUGUGCUGAUAUAAAUGAUAUCGUACAGAAUAUGGAAUCGCUUCCAAUACUACCAUGCCUUACAAUACUACUACAGUACUACUACAAUACUUUCAAAUAGACAUGAACUUACUUGUAGUUUGCUCAUGAAAAGUUGAUUGGAACGCAGCUUGGGCUUUAUGAAUAAUAAAACUUUGAUUCUGACGUACAAACCUUA
This is a messenger RNA of Doryrhamphus excisus (bluestripe pipefish), 2652 nucleotides long. RefSeq names its product catalase (gene cat). Gene Ontology annotation, molecular function: heme binding; catalase activity. Gene Ontology annotation, cellular component: mitochondrion; cytoplasm; peroxisome. The record is from RefSeq and is a predicted model, not a curated record. NCBI's taxonomy places the organism in Eukaryota, Metazoa, Chordata, Actinopteri, Syngnathiformes, Syngnathidae. Gene Ontology annotation, biological process: hydrogen peroxide catabolic process; response to hydrogen peroxide.